Molecule: messenger RNA, 396 nt
Organism: Phyllotreta striolata
Lineage: Eukaryota; Metazoa; Arthropoda; Insecta; Coleoptera; Chrysomelidae
Source: the annotation of a GenBank genome assembly
AUGGGUCGCGUUCGUACCAAGACGGUAAAGAAAGCCUCCAAGGUAAUCAUCGAGAAAUACUACACACGCCUAACGUUGGAUUUCCACACGAACAAGCGGAUAUGCGAGGAAAUCGCCAUCAUCCCUACGAAACCUCUUCGUAACAAAAUCGCCGGAUUCGUCACGCAUCUGAUGAAACGUCUCCGACACUCGCAGGUACGCGGUAUAUCGAUCAAGUUGCAAGAAGAAGAGCGCGAAAGACGCGACAACUACGUACCCGAAGUAUCCGCUCUGGAACACGAUAUCAUCGAAGUCGAUCCGGAGACCAAGGAAAUGUUGAAAAUGCUGGACUUCAACAACAUCAGCGGGCUCCAAUUGACCCAGCCCACCACCAACACGUUCAACAGACGUCAAUAG